CAUAGAUCAGAGUAUAAUCAUGAGAACCGAUCGACUUUUUUGUAUAUCGGUGCCGUCCGACAAAAUUUGCUUCUUAAAAUUUGUAUGAAUUCUCUUCUUACUCUCACCCUCCCAUAAAAUCUUUCUUCUUUCGUUUUCUUUUUUUUGUUUUCCACAAAACACAUCUAUUUCACUAAUUUUUCCUAGAAUACCCCCAACCCUAAAAUACUACGCAUCCCACCCAUCCCCACACUAUUCCCGACACGCGUCCUUUCGCCUCCUAAGCGAAAGCGAUGAGGGGGUGCGUCCUCCUAAGCGCAAGCGGAAGAGGAGUUAUAGCAGCAAAACCUGAAAUCUUCUUCUCAUGGCUGCUUCUGAUGAUAUUGUUGUUGCUCUCUCCCAUGGCUAUGGAGUCCUCUUCGUCUUCCAUUAAUGAGAAGCUUAAGACUACUGCUGAUCCAUUAUCUUCCUUCUCCCCAGACUUUCUCUUUGGGACUUCUUCCUCUGCUUACCAGUUUGAAGGGGGUUAUUUAGCUAAGGAGAGGGGUCAAGAUAUUUGGGAUGUUUACACUCAUAAACAAGGUAAUAUCAUUGAUGGAAGCAACGGAGACGUGGCAAAUGAUCAAUAUCAUCGUUACAAGGAAGAUGCAGACAUAUUGGCUUCACUUGGAGUAAAUAGUCACAAACUUUCAAUUUUAUGGGCUCGAAUCCUACCAAAAGGAAGACAUGGGAAAAUAAAUUGGUCUGGAAUCAACUACUAUAAAAAAGUCAUUAAUUCUCUCUUGCGAAGAGGAAUCCAGCCAUUCGUGACUGUAAAUCACUAUGAUCUGCCUCAAGAACUUCAGGACAAAUAUCAAGGUUGGUUAAGCCCAAAGUUGCGGGAAGAAUAUGCAUAUUUUGCAGAAGUGUGCUUCAAGUACCUGGGUGAUGGGGUGAAACAUUGGAUCACAUUUAAUGAGCCAAACAUGUGGGCCUUCUUAACAUAUCGGACUGGGCUUUGGCCACCAAACCAUUGCACACAACCAUUUAACUGUACAAAAGGAGGCCCAUCGGAGCUCUUCAUAGUGGGCCACAACCUCAUUUUAGCUCAUGCUGCUGCUGUGAACAUCUACAAAAACAAAUACCAGCAAGCACAAGGAGGGCAAAUUGGGAUAUCUGUGCUUUAUUAUUGGUAUGAGCCCUUGAGAAACACAUCAGCAGAUAAAGUGGCAGUUGAGAGAGCUCUUUCCUUCCUUUCAAACUGGUUCUUGGACCCAAUUAUAUAUGGAAGAUACCCAAAAGAAAUGAAGGAUAUUUUAGGGUCAGAUUUGCCAAAGUUCUCAAGGAGUGACUUGAAAAUGUUGAAUGGGGCAGGAGUUGAUUUCAUUGGAAUCAACCAUUAUACCACAUACUAUGUUCAAGAUUGCUUGUCUUCUCAUUCUCACUGUGAACGAAAUGGGGCUGGCAACUUCAAGAUUGAUGGUUUUGUUGAACAAACUCCACUCAAGAAUGGCACCCUUAUUGGGGAAAUGACUGGGUUGUACUAUCUAGUGGUUUAUCCACGUGGGAUGGAGAAAGUAAUUAUGUAUGUGAAAGGAAGAUAUCCAAAUACACCCCUCUACGUUACUGAAAAUGGUUACUGCGAUAUUACCAAUUCAAACUCGAGCAUGAAAGAAAUGUUGAAUGAUACAAAGAGAGUGAAAUUCCUCAAAGAUUACCUGGGAUCCGUUGAAAGUGCAAUACGGAAAGGAGCAGAUGUGAGGGGUUACUUUAUUUGGUCAAUGCUGGAUAACUUUGAGUGGGGAUUUGGAUACACAAAACAUAUGGGACUUUACCAUGUGGAUCGUGUCACACUGAAGAGAACACCAAAAUUGUCAGCAAAAUGGUACAAGAAAUUCAUCACAAAAAAAGUGAACGUGACAACAAAAAGGUUAUAUCAUAGCCAAUGAAUCCCACACUAGUUUAGUUAGUGUGAGUCAUGUGACACUUUGUUCGUGAUUGGUCAUGAUAGAUUUCAAUAAUUAGUAGAUUUAAUUUUGUUUUAAAGCAUACUAUAUUUGUAUCAACGCAAUGCACGACAAAAAACUAAUUUUAAUUUAUAUGUAAAACUUUAAUAUAAUGGAUUGAGGAAA
This is a messenger RNA of Cuscuta campestris, 2090 nucleotides long. NCBI's taxonomy places the organism in Eukaryota, Viridiplantae, Streptophyta, Magnoliopsida, Solanales, Convolvulaceae. The record is from the annotation of a GenBank genome assembly.